UUUGUUUUGACUGGAUCCUCGGAAGAUAGUAGAUGACGUCACAUUCGCGCGCCGAAUAAGGAAAACUGCAGACGUUCAUUCUUAUAAAUUCAUCCUUCGAAUUCACGAUCCAUCGAAAUGGCGAUAUUUCCCAGCUCACUAACAGAAGAUGAGGAAGCAUUGCAGAAGAAAUAUGCCAAAUUAAAGAAAAAGAAAAAGGCCCUAAUGGCUCUGAAGAAACAGAGCUCCACAAAUCAGACGAGUCAGACAGGACUGAAGCGCACUUUGUCAGAUCAGCCAGUGGUGGACACAGCGACAGCAACAGAGCAAGCGAAAAUGCUGAUCAAGUCUGGAGCCAUCAGUGCCAUCAAAUCAGAAAACAAGAACUCAGGCUUCAAGCGCUCCAGAACACUCGAGGGUAAACUUAAAGAUCCUGAGAAAGGUCCUGCUCCAGCAUUCCUACCAUUUCAAAGGAGCGUCUCUACAGAUGAGGAGCCUCCUGAUUCUGCUAAACGGGCCCACAGGAAAUCCCUGUAUGAGAGUUUUGUUCCUGGAGAUCGAUCUCGUGAUGAUGAGGGAGGGAUGUUGAUUCGAGAUCCUGAGCGGGAUCGGGAAAGAGAGGUAGACUGGGAGAAAGAUCGAGACAGAGACCGGGACAGAGAGAGGGACCGUGAAAGAGGCCGGGAGAGAGAUCGGGAUAGUGAACGAGACAGGAGCCGGGAUAGAGAAAGGGACAGAGACAGGGACAAAGAUCGUGACAGGGACAGAGAACGAGACCGAGAACGAGACAGAGAGCGGGACGGACCCUACAGACGGUCAGACUCAUAUCCAGAGCGCAGAGGGGUGCGCAAAGGAAACACAGUGUAUGUAUACGGCACAGGUUUAGUGGAAGACAGUUUGCGCUCAGCCUUUGCUCAGCAUGGCAACAUCAUCGACCUUUCAAUGGACUCACCACGCAAUUGUGCCUUUGUGACCUUUGAGAAGAUGGAAUCAGCAGACCAAGCUGUGGCAGAGCUGAAUGGCACUACUGUGGGUGACGUCAACAUCAAAGUCAGCAUUGCCAGGAAGCAGCCCAUGCUUGAUGCCGCCACAGGGAAAUCUGUCUGGGCCUCUCUUGCUGUGCAGAACAGUGCCAAGGGCUCGUACAGAGACAAACGGAGCCAGGUCGUCUACAACGAAGAUUUCCUUUGAAAACAGUUGUUUAGCACAUGCUAAAUUUCUAAAGAGGUCCACUUAGAUUGUCUACUUAAAGCAGACAUUUUGUUUUUCAUAGAAGUGACAAAGUAAAUCUUACUUUUCUGUCAUUUUCUUAAGUAAUUAUCAUGAUGUUUGAGCAUGUUUACUGCUCAGUGUCUCUGGACAUUUAGCUCAGUUAUGGUUUAUGUUGUUGUGUUCAAUAAAUCAAUCAAACGUC
Rhinichthys klamathensis goyatoka is the source of this 1393-nucleotide messenger RNA. RefSeq names its product negative elongation factor complex member E (gene nelfe). Gene Ontology annotation, biological process: negative regulation of transcription elongation by RNA polymerase II. Gene Ontology annotation, molecular function: RNA binding. The record is from RefSeq and is a predicted model, not a curated record. The transcript is spliced from 11 exons. Lineage: Eukaryota; Metazoa; Chordata; Actinopteri; Cypriniformes; Leuciscidae. Gene Ontology annotation, cellular component: NELF complex. Bases 118 to 1170 code for a protein of 350 amino acids.